AUGUUCAUGGAGAGAGUAAGCGAGCUUUGGGCAAAAUAUCAAACUUCUCCUUUAAUGUGUAACAAAGAAAGAUCCUUCGUGGUUUUGAGAUUAUCAGGAGUUAAGCCACGAUAUCUCCAAAGAGCUAUGGUUAAUCAACUUGUGUUGAUUAUUUAUUGUUAUCCCUUACCUACUGUAACGUGCGUUGAAGAUACCAUAUAUGACCAUUGUAAUAAAUUAAGUGAAGAAGUCCUUUUACAUUCUUGGAUUAUCGAUCUUGAAGACCUGGAUGCAAAGAAGUUAUUUACAGAAAUACAUCAUGCCCUCGAUCCAUUUUCUUCUUUAGAAACUUCUACAAAUGAUAAUAUUCCAAAUUAA
Messenger RNA from Dentiscutata erythropus, 357 nucleotides. The record is from the annotation of a GenBank genome assembly. Lineage: Eukaryota; Fungi; Glomeromycota; Glomeromycetes; Diversisporales; Gigasporaceae.